AUGUUCCUAAUCGUUGUUUCAUUCUUUUUAAGCGCUUUGGGUAUUUAUAUCUGGCUUUUCUACGAGAAUGUGAAACGCCUUCCAAAGGGACCAGCACCAAUACCAUUUUUUGGAAAUUUACUUUCAGUGAAUUUUCGAAAACUACACGAAGAUCUUUCCGAUUACUCCAAGGAGUACGGUAGCGUUUUUACAGUAUGGCUCCCACUGCCGUAUGUAGUCAUUACAGACUAUGAUUUGAUCAAGGAAGCAUUCGCUAAGAAAGGUAGGCACAUUAAUUAG
Cylicostephanus goldi is the source of this 279-nucleotide messenger RNA. Lineage: Eukaryota; Metazoa; Nematoda; Chromadorea; Rhabditida; Strongylidae. The record is from the annotation of a GenBank genome assembly.